Molecule: messenger RNA, 3265 nt
Organism: Girardinichthys multiradiatus
Lineage: Eukaryota; Metazoa; Chordata; Actinopteri; Cyprinodontiformes; Goodeidae
Gene: ano5b
Product: anoctamin 5b
Exons: 21
Coding region: 206-2968 (920 amino acids)
Biological process (GO): chloride transmembrane transport
Cellular component (GO): plasma membrane
Molecular function (GO): chloride channel activity; protein dimerization activity
Source: RefSeq, a predicted model, not a curated record
UGUGAGCCCGGCAGGGUACAGCUUUUUGACAGUCGGUCAAUAUAUGAGUAUGAUCCACUGAUCACCCACCGACCUGAUCAGACCCUACCAUUUCAGCGUCUGAUCGAUGCUUCUUGCAAGGUGGGUUGUCCAUCGAUACAAGGUGAAACGGAGGCAUCGUCUUUGCCUUUCCUACUUUCCUGAGUAGGUGAAGCCGAUAGCCGCUAUGAGACGACUAACGGGGAAGGCGAAGGAGGAAACUUUGAUCGAGCUACAGAGCACCUCGGAUUCUCAGAUCGCAGAUGGUCCUGCUGUGCUGACUGCAUUCAGGAUUAACUUACACUCAGAUGAAAGCAGCGGUAAUGGGGUCAGUUCAUUAUCAGAAGGAGCUCCACUGCCUGGACACUCCGAAACAGAAAGUUUGCAAUCAAACAGAGACACGGUGUUCUUUAGAGAUGGCGUACGCAGAAUAGACUUCGUUUUGUCUUAUGUAGAUGACAAAGAUGAGAGGAAACAGGAAAGGAGGAAAGAAUUUGAGGCCAACCUUGAGAAAGAAGGUCUGGAGCUGGAGACAGAGAACAAAGCAGACUCCAAAGACCAAAAGACAUACUUCUUAAAGAUCCAUGCUCCAUGGGAGGUGCUCACCAAAUAUGCUGCUGUCCUGAAAAUCAAAGCUCCCUUCAAAGAGAGUGACAUACAGCACGGUCAGGAUGCCCAUCUGGACUGGGUAUCCUACCCUUUCCGUCUGCCUGACCACAUCAUGCACCCAAAGCCGGACUACUUCACCUACCCCUUUAACAAGAAUAAAGUGGGCUUCUUUCUCAUCAACGACAAAGAGACUUUCUUCCCUCCAUCCACGAGGAACAGAAUUGUGUUUUAUAUCCUGGCUCGUGCUCCGUACUACAGUGAGGGUCGGAAGGACAGAGAGAAGACGGGCAUUAAGCGGUUGCUCAGCAACGGGACCUACACAGCAGCCUUCCCCCUUCAUGAUUGUCGAUUAUGGAAAAUAGCAAGAAAUGCAAAGUGUGAAAGUGAGCGCUUCAACCUGUACAAGCACUGGGCGAGGUUUCUCUGCUUUUACAAAGAGCAGCCUCUGAACCUCAUCAAGAAGUAUUAUGGAGAAAAGAUUGGGAUCUACUUUGCGUGGCUAGGCUUCUACACUGAGAUGCUGUUCUUUGCAGCUGUCAUGGGUGUUAUAUGUUUCACCUAUGGAGUGCUCAGCUAUGGGGACAACAAAUCAAGUGAAGAAAUCUGUGAUGCAGAGAUCGGCGGCAGCAUACUAAUGUGCCCUCUCUGUGACAAAAAGUGUCCUUUCUGGAAGCUCAACUCCACCUGUCUCUCGUCCUGGCAAUCCCAUCUGUUUGACAACGAGGGAACAGUAUUCUUUGCCAUAUUUAUGGGGAUUUGGGUAACUCUGUUUUUGGAGUUCUGGAAGCGGCGGCAGGCCCGACUCGAGUACGAAUGGGAUCUGGUGGAUUUUGAGGAGGAGCAGCAGCAGCUUCAAAUCCGCCCAGAGUUCGAAAUCAAAUGCACAAACAGGAGACAGAACAAGAUCACACAGGAAAUGGAGCCAUAUCUUCCCGUCACAAGCAAGUGCGCACGUUUCUGCCUCUCUGGAGCCACCGUCAUAUUCUGGGUUUCUUUAAUUGUGGCCUGUAUCAUUGGGGUGAUAGCGUACAGGCUGGCUGUAUAUGCAGCCUUUGCAAGCAUCAUUAAGGAUCCGAUGAGAAAGAUCCAAUUGGUGGGGAGAUUCAUCACCCCGCAGCUCGCUACAUCUGUCACUGCAUCCUGCAUUAAUUUUGUCAUCAUCAUGAUCCUGAACUUCUUUUACGAAAGGGUGGCCAUCUGGAUCACUGAUAUGGAAAUCCCCAAAACUCACCUGGAGUAUGAGAACCGGUUGACAAUAAAGAUGUUUCUGUUCCAGUUUGUCAACUACUACUCAUCUUGCUUCUAUGUGGCCUUCUUCAAAGGGAAAUUUGUGGGUUACCCUGGCAAGUACUCCUACAUGUUUGGGAAUAUGACCCAACUGAGGAACGAAGAGUGUGAUCCUGGUGGCUGUCUCAUAGAGCUGACCACGCAGCUGGUGAUCGUCAUGGCUGGGAAACAGUUGUGGGGCAACAUUCAGGAGGCUCUGCUACCGUUGAUGCGCAACUGGUGGAGCAGCAGAAAGGGACGACACAGUUCAGAAAACCAUUACAGCCGCUGGGAGCAGGACUACGUUCUGCUAAACUUCAGCCAGAUCGGCCUGUUCUAUGAGUAUCUCGAGAUGGUGAUCCAAUUUGGCUUCAUCACUUUGUUUGUGGCCUCCUUUCCCUUGGCCCCACUCCUUGCCCUGUUUAACAACAUCGUUGAAAUAAGAGUUGACGCCUGGAAGUUCACCACCCAGUUCAGGCGACCGGUGGCCUCCAAGGCCCGAAACAUCGGAGCGUGGCAGGAGAUCCUCAACGCAGUGGCCAUUUUGUCUGUUGUCACCAAUGCAUUUAUCAUGGCCUUUACCUCAGACAUGAUCCCCCGUAUGGUAUACCUUUAUGCCUACAGUAAAGAUGCCAGCAUGAGCGGCUAUAUCAAUAACAGCCUGUCAGUGUACAACAUUUCACAGAUACAUCCAGACAACAUGCCUGAAGACUACCUGCAUGAUAACUCCACCUUCACUUGCAGAUAUCGAGACUACCGUUAUCCUCCAGGCCAUGAGAGGCAGUACAACCACACCAUGCAGUUCUGGCACAUCCUGGCAGCCAAAAUGGCCUUCAUUAUUACCAUGGAACAUGUUGUCUUCGUAGUGAAGUUCUUUGUCGCUUGGCUGAUACCGGAUGUCCCGUCAGAUGUAAAGGCCCGAAUCAAACGGGAACGUUACCUGAUCCAGGAGUACCUGCGCAAGUACGAUGUGGAGAGCGUCAAGCUCCAGCUUAGUGCCAGCUUCAUCACAGAGCCUCAGUCGGAAACAUCCCUGACACCGGGCGAAUAUGAAAUGGUCUCUGAGUGUUCAUAACCUGCAUGCCACAAACAAUCCCAGCCAAGAAAAAAAAACAUUUCACAGUUUCCGUGCAAGGGCUUCCAUCUUAAAAGUAUAAAAAUGUUGUUGUUGUUUUGUUUUUUUACGUAAAUGAGCCUUAACACCUCUUAAGUGGUGCUUCUAUGUUAGGAUGCACUCAUAGAGGCACUGAAAACAAUAUAACAUAGAAUUAGUUUUCAUUUGGCUUAAAUACACAUUGUUAUGCCAUAGAAAAGUUUGGAAGAUGUAUAACUAUAAAUCAGAAGCAAAAGAAAAUAAACCCCUCUUCCUGCA